AUGUUUUCAGUGCUUCUGGUAAAAGGACGGAACGGCAAAGACUUGCUGAUGCUUAACGGAUACACUUACUACCAGCACAAAAUCUUAAGGGAUGGAUUCCGGUGGAGCUGCACACAGAUGGGCUCCAGAUCCUGCCGUGGUUUCUUGCAUGUUACAAAUGAGAUGAUGGUCGUCAGAGCGUUUACUGAACAUACUCAUCCGCCAUCGACCUAUCUAUUGAAGAGCACUAAAAAGCCAAUGAGGAUAAAAAAUGCCGCGAACAACGAAGUGAUCGCUAAAAGAUCAUCAGAAAGAGAAGCCCUGAAUCCAUUAGCAUUGAAAAUUGCAAUUGAAUUCUACCUUCGGCCGAACGGGAGAAUUAACCUUCGUUUGAAUAACUUUACAUUCUACAAACAUCUUAAAGCAAGGAGCAACGCACACCGCUGGAGUUGCACCGCCUACGGCUCCAAAUGGAAAUGCAAGGCACACCUUAUCAUCACCGACACACUAGAAGUCUUGAAGGCAAACAUCCUUCACAGUCAUCCUCCAAGCAUGAAGAAAGAAACUAGGCUGCCGUUACUAAAAGAAAUUAAGAAAGAUCUGAAGCAAGCAUUACCUAAACCGAUGCAGGGCAGGACGGAUCCUGGCGCUUACUUUCGUACUUUGACACCGUUUCAGAAUUAUUUAGCAGCUCAUAGCGUUUUUGGCGGCAGCCCUAACGUGAAAUUAAUAGAGUUGAUGAACGGUCGAACUCUUCUCUUGGUAAACGGGUAUCCCCACUACAAGAAGCAACGCUCCAAGGAUGGAUCUCGUUGGUGUUGCAGCAAGGCUUACUGUAAUGCAUUCCUGCGUGUGAGCCAUGAUUUGGAGAUCCUCUACAUGAAACAAACACAUGAACACCCGCCAGCUAAGUUCUUAAAAUCAAGACGAUGUGGAAAAUAUGUACGAAUACCGUAA
Molecule: messenger RNA, 936 nt
Organism: Arctia plantaginis
Lineage: Eukaryota; Metazoa; Arthropoda; Insecta; Lepidoptera; Erebidae
Source: the annotation of a GenBank genome assembly